AUGGGUAAUACAGGUCCUGAUGAAUGGUUAGAGACUAUUAAGAAAUGUCAAGCACUAACUGAGACAGAAAUGAAGCAAUUAUGUGAGAUGGUGAAAGAAUUAUUGAUGGAAGAAAGUAAUAUUCAACCUGUACGUACUCCAGUGACAGUAUGUGGUGAUAUUCAUGGACAGUUCCAUGAUCUUUUAGAGCUGUUUAGAACUGCCGGUGGGUUUCCUGAUGAUGUUAAUUAUAUAUUUCUGGGUGAUUAUGUGGACAGAGGUUAUUAUUCAUUAGAAACUUUCACAUUGUUAAUGUGUUUGAAAGUGAAAUAUCCAAGUAAAAUUACAUUAAUCCGUGGGAAUCAUGAGUCUAGGCAAAUUACACAAGUGUAUGGUUUUUAUGAAGAAUGUUUAAAUAAAUACGGUAGUACUACAGUAUGGAAAUAUUGUUGUCAAGUGUUUGAUUUCUUAACUUUGGCAGCAAUCAUUGAUGGUAAGAUAUUAUGUGUACAUGGUGGGCUAUCACCUGAAAUUAGAAUGUUAGAUCAAAUCCGUGUCUUGAGUAGAGCUCAAGAAGUUCCACAUGAAGGUGGGUUCUCUGAUCUAUUAUGGAGUGAUCCUGAUAAUGUGGAUGCAUGGCAAGUAUCACCAAGAGGUGCAGGUUGGUUGUUUGGUAGUAAAGUUGCACGUGAGUUCAAUCAUGUUAAUGGAUUGAACCUUGUUGCUAGAGCACAUCAACUGGUCAUGGAAGGCUUCAAAUAUCAUUUCAUCGAAAAAGAUGUGGUCACUGUAUGGUCUGCACCAAAUUAUUGUUAUAGAUGUGGUAAUGUUGCAAGUGUAAUGAAAAUGGACGAAGAUCUAGAGCCUGUCUUCAAGAUAUUUAGCGCUGUGCCGGAUGAUUAUAUACAGGAAAAUAAUUUGGCUGGAGGCAAUAAUCCUCGUGCUGGCUAUUUCUUAUGA
This is a messenger RNA of Henningerozyma blattae CBS 6284, 939 nucleotides long. RefSeq names its product type 2A-related serine/threonine-protein phosphatase SIT4 (gene SIT4). Lineage: Eukaryota; Fungi; Ascomycota; Saccharomycetes; Saccharomycetales; Saccharomycetaceae. Gene Ontology annotation, biological process: peptidyl-serine dephosphorylation; G1/S transition of mitotic cell cycle. Gene Ontology annotation, molecular function: protein serine/threonine phosphatase activity. The record is from RefSeq and is a predicted model, not a curated record. The transcript has a single exon. Gene Ontology annotation, cellular component: cytoplasm. The coding region runs from base 1 to 939 and encodes 312 amino acids.